AAAUUCCAUUCAACAAGUCUUUGUUUCUUCACAUGAGAGUCAUCAUCAUCCUCAUCAAAGAUUUUCAUAGUAAAAGUAAACACGUUUUGGUUUGGUCAUAGGUAAUGUAACAUAAUCGUGUUUCAUAAUUAUACAAACACAUAAAUCACUAAUUGCACCCGCCCACUAACUUCACAAACCCCUUCAUCACCAAACACUAUUUAUAAGUCUCUCCUUCCCAGAAGCCAUAACUCAUCAAUUCCAAACUCACCCUUUUCUCUCUUCUUGAUUAAAGCCACAAACUUUCUUCAACCCAUCUCACAGAAAUCAAAAGGGUCGUCAAAAUUCUGUGCUGUUUUGUGGUUGUUGGAAGUUGAAUCGUCAUAUAUUAUUAUCACAGACCCAAUUGUUUAAUUUCUAAAAAUCAAAAUUUUUUGGUCCAAAAUCAAUUAUUUAGGCCAAAUAUAUUUGUUUCUGAUUCUUAUCUUUGUGUUAAUCUUCUAUGGCGACUUGGGUUUUAUCAGAAUGUGGUUUAAAGCCACUUGCUCCAGUGUUUUCCAAACCAAGAACUGGUUUUGCUGUGUCUAACAACUCAAAGGUUAGAUUUUUGGGCACAAGCAAAGGAGUAUCGGAUAUCAAAUUUCAAUUUCAGCCAAAAAGUUUUGAUUUUAAGGAGAAAAGAAAAUGGGGUUUGAAUGUGAGUACUCCUUUGAGAGUUGAGUCUAUUGAACCACAACAGGAGGAGCUUCCGGUGUUUGAUCCUGCUUCACCACCACCUUUUUCAUUGGCUGAAAUAAGAGCAGCAAUUCCAAAGCAUUGUUGGGUGAAGGAUUCUUGGAAGUCUAUGAGUUAUGUUUUGAGAGAUGUUGUUGUUGUUUUUGGUUUGGCUGCUGCUGCUGCUUUUCUUAAUAAUUGGAUGGUUUGGCCUCUUUAUUGGGCUGCUCAAGGAACCAUGUUUUGGGCACUUUUUGUUCUUGGACAUGAUUGUGGUCAUGGAAGCUUUUCAAAUGAUGCUAAGCUUAAUAGUGUUGUUGGACAUUUCUUGCAUUCUUCAAUUCUUGUUCCCUAUCAUGGAUGGAGAAUUAGUCAUAGGACUCAUCACCAAAACCAUGGCCAUGUUGAAAAGGAUGAAUCUUGGCUACCGUUGACAGAAACAUUGUUUAAGAGUUUGGACAGUGUAGGACGCGCUUUAAGAUUUACAGCGCCUUUUCCAUUGCUUGCAUAUCCUGUGUACCUUUUGAUCAGGAGUCCUGGGAAGAAGGGUUCUCAUUUCCAUCCCGACAGUGACUUGUUUGUUCCAAACGAGAAAAAGGAUGUUAUCACUUCUACGGCUUCUUGGUUGGCUAUGGUGGCUUUGCUUGUAGGAUUGGGAUUUGCAAUGGGUCCAAUUCCUUUACUCAUGCUUUAUGGAGUUCCUUAUGUUAUCUUUGUCAUGUGGUUGGAUUUCGUGACGUAUAUGCAUCAUCACGGUCAUGAAGACAAAUUACCUUGGUAUCGUGGAAAGGAAUGGAGCUAUCUCAGAGGCGGACUUACUACUCUUGAUCGCGAUUACGGAUGGAUCAAUAACAUUCACCACGACAUUGGAACUCACGUCGUUCAUCACCUUUUCCCUCAAAUUCCACACUAUCACUUAGUCGAAGCUACCGAGGCAGCUAGACCUGUGUUCGGAAAAUAUUACAGAGAGCCGAAGAAAUCGGCUCCUCUUCCAUUUCACCUUAUUGGAGAAUUCAUAAGGAGCUUGAAGAAAGAUCAUUUUGUUAGUGACACUGGUGAUAUUGUGUACUACCAAGCUGAUCCUGAACUUAGUGGCUCUUCUGAUGAAGUUUAAGAUUUUCACUAUUGAAAUUUGUCAUAAAGUUAGUGCAAUUAGUAGAAUCCACUUCAUAAAAAAAGUGAUUGAUGGAAAUUUAAAAAUAUAUAGGUAUAAGAUUAUUAUCCUUCCUUCCUAACAGGUGAAUUUUGUAAAUUGAUUAUUCUUCAUGAAGGAAGUGAUAUCCUGAAUUAUGAUCAAGUUAGUUACUUGAAGCACUUUGGUGCAUUGAUAAUUUUGAGUAUAGUUUGUCUUUAUGUGUUUGUUCUUUUUAUGAAUAGACCAUAUCAAACAUAUGUUUGUUAUGCUUGUUAUUGUCAUGUUUUCAA
Messenger RNA from Vicia villosa (hairy vetch), 2118 nucleotides. RefSeq names its product omega-3 fatty acid desaturase, chloroplastic-like. Gene Ontology annotation, molecular function: oxidoreductase activity, acting on paired donors, with oxidation of a pair of donors resulting in the reduction of molecular oxygen to two molecules of water. The record is from RefSeq and is a predicted model, not a curated record. Bases 482 to 1807 code for a protein of 441 amino acids. The transcript has 8 exons. Lineage: Eukaryota; Viridiplantae; Streptophyta; Magnoliopsida; Fabales; Fabaceae. Gene Ontology annotation, biological process: lipid metabolic process.